GGAGCUGUGAGGUGGCAUAUGAUUUCAACCAUCCGCCCGAUUGAGGGGAACGUGCAAACGAUGGUGAAAUUCGACCUUCGUGAGGAUGAAAACGAGUUGAAUUACAGUGACUUUUUCUUCAAUGAUUCUUUCAUGACUAACUUCUUCAAUUUAAGCGAGCCGAUGGACGACAUACUCUCGGGAUUCCACACAUUUCUCAUUACCGCCUAUACUUUGGUCUUCUUCUUUGGCACAGUUGGCAAUAUUUUGGUUAUAUGCAUAGUGCUGAAGAAACACCAGAGGCAGAGGCUUGUGGAUAUCUUCAUUGGGCAUUUAGCAGUGGCAGACAUGGUGUUCCUCAUCACUCUACCGCUGUGGACAGCUUCCCUCUCCCUCCACGGACUGUGGCCUUUCGGCAACUUCAUGUGCAAGCUGGCAUCCUACGUGAUCUGCGUGAACAUGUUCUCCAGCAUCUACUUCCUGACCUGCAUGAGCGUGGACAGGUUCAUGGCCAUUGUCCUGGCGCUGGACACGAGGCGCGUGCGGACCAAGCGCUACGCCCAGGGCACGGCCCUCUUUGUCUGGUUGUUCUCCAUGGGGCUCGGCAUCCACGUUUUCUUCUUCAGAGCUGUGGACGGGAACGGGCAUUGCGUAGACGAUCUGUCCCUGGCCAAGACGGUCUUCUCCCUGCUCAUCAGAGUGAUCGCCUUCCUGCUGCCGCUGCUGACCAUUGGCAUCUGCUAUACCUCUGUGGCCAUCAAGCUGCACCAGCACUUCCAGCAGAACAACAGGGUGGAAUGGAAGAAAAGGCGAUCCCUGAGGGUCGGGCUUUGGAUUCUGGCCCUAUUUUUGCUCGCCUGGCUGCCCUUUAACGUCUUGGUCACAAUCCAGACUUUGCGUGAGUCGGGAUACCUUGAUCUGGACCCUGACACCAAACUGGAGCACGGACUUGCUCUGGCCACCUGCCUGGCCUUCAGCAACAGCUGCAUCAACCCUUUCAUCUACUUUUGGCUGGACGGCUGCAUGAGGAGACAGCUGCUGGGGCUGCUCCCAUACAAGGUCGCCGGGAUGGCCAGCAGGAGGAGGAGCAGCUUGAGCACCUCCAACACCUUCCCGGAGAGGGACUCCAUCAUGUCCAGGGAGACGGAGAGGGAGGUCCAAUUCGGCGACAGUGCUCAGGCCUCCUCAUGCGGAAAGGAGAACUUCGAGCGGCGCCCGGUGAAUGGAGAGACUCUGUGUUAAUGGGAUCCUUCCAGAUCAUUAGUGAAGUAUAUUCCGUUUCUUUACAUAACCCUGAACACCAUAUAUAUCUGAACAAUCCCUCUUAAAUGCCAUUGUAAAUAAAAAUAAAAACAGGUCUCCAGAGUAGAAAAAGUGUUUAUAGUG
Scleropages formosus (Asian bonytongue) is the source of this 1365-nucleotide messenger RNA. Its product is annotated as G-protein coupled receptor 15-like. Bases 19 to 1221 code for a protein of 400 amino acids. Gene Ontology annotation, molecular function: C-C chemokine receptor activity; C-C chemokine binding. Gene Ontology annotation, cellular component: external side of plasma membrane; membrane. The record is from RefSeq and is a predicted model, not a curated record. Lineage: Eukaryota; Metazoa; Chordata; Actinopteri; Osteoglossiformes; Osteoglossidae. The transcript has a single exon. Gene Ontology annotation, biological process: immune response; positive regulation of cytosolic calcium ion concentration; G protein-coupled receptor signaling pathway.